Molecule: messenger RNA, 600 nt
Organism: Adineta steineri
Lineage: Eukaryota; Metazoa; Rotifera; Eurotatoria; Adinetida; Adinetidae
Source: the annotation of a GenBank genome assembly
AUGAAGCAACGUACAUUUAUUAUCUGUUUUAUUAUUUCUCUGUUAUGUGUUUUUCUGAAUGGUAAUCCUCAUGAUGAUAUAGAAUUACAUAGGUUAACUCAACGAAGUUCAUCGUCAAGCUUUACACCAGAUCAACGUAAAGUUCAAAAGAAAGUUUUACAUGCACAUAAUACUUAUCGAUCAGAACAUUGUACACCAUCUUUAAAACUUGAUGAUGAUCUUAAUCAUUCGGCACAGAAAUAUGCUGAAGAACUUGCUAAAACAAACACGUUUGACCAUAGUGACUUAUAUCAUUUAGGAGAAAACCUUUUCAAAAUGAGUAGCAAUUUAAAAAUCGAUGAUUUUGAUGAACCCGCUGCUCAAGCUGUUCGUGGAUGGUAUGAUGAAAAAUCAAAGUAUGAUUUUGAUGAUCCAAAAUUUACUGAAGAAGCAGGUCAUUUUACUCAACUCUUAUGGAAAGAUUCGAAAAAACUUGGUGUUGGUUUUGCUAUUGGAAAACAUAAAUCAAAACAUACAUUAUAUAUUGUAACACAUUAUUUACCAGCAGGCAAUGUUGAUGAACUUUUUUCAGAAAAUGUUCUUUCUGCUGAUGAAUGUUAG